This is a messenger RNA of Haliaeetus leucocephalus (bald eagle), 528 nucleotides long. It is a transcript of the gene PTGES3L, whose product is annotated as prostaglandin E synthase 3 (cytosolic)-like. Lineage: Eukaryota; Metazoa; Chordata; Aves; Accipitriformes; Accipitridae. Gene Ontology annotation, molecular function: Hsp90 protein binding; protein-folding chaperone binding. Gene Ontology annotation, biological process: protein folding; chaperone-mediated protein complex assembly. The coding region runs from base 1 to 459 and encodes 152 amino acids. The record is from RefSeq and is a predicted model, not a curated record. The transcript has 7 exons. Gene Ontology annotation, cellular component: nucleus; cytosol.
AUGGCAGUGGAGAGCGAGGGCAGGCAACCGGCAAAGACACUGUGGUACGACCGCCCACGGUACGUCUACCUGGAGUUCUGUGUCGAGGACAGCACAGAUGUUAAGGUCAUCAUUGAGGACCAGCGGUUGGUGUUCAGUUGCAAAAAUGCAGAUGGUGUGGAGUUCUACAACGAGAUCAACCUGUAUGCCAGGGUCAACUCCAAGGACUCACGGGAGAAGCGCUCCGACCGCUCCAUCACAUGUUUUAUGCGGAAGUGGAAGGAGAAAGUGGCCUGGCCCCGUAUCACCAAGGAGAACAUCAAGCCAGCCUGGCUCUCCGUGGACUUUGACAACUGGCGAGACUGGGAAGGGGACGAGGAGGUGGAGAGGGCCAUGGUGGAGCAGUAUGCAGAGCUCCUGGAGAAGGUGACGGACAAAGGUCCCCCCCCGGCCAUGGACGACCUGGAUGACGACCUCUGAAGCCCAGGCCCCCGGGGACGCCGCGGCCGCAGAAGGCUUCCCGGUGCGCCGGCAGCACGCGCCGACGAG